AGCCUAAGAUUAAAUUCAUGAGGACCCCAGGUUUGGCACAUGAAUGUCAGUAUAUCAGCACUUCACUACUGUAGUAAGUACUUUUUAGGAAAAAAUCAGCCCACCUUUACUUGUCUUUAGGGAAAUCACCACCUUUACUUGCCAUUUAACCCUGCACUUGCACAUCAUUACGGCCUAUGAAUUGCAGGUUAAUUUUCCAAAUUCUGUGUGCAAGGCUUGGUGACACCUGAAGGAUGGCUGGGCCGGGCGGGCCUUUCUGCUUUGGGCCAGGCGCGAGCGAGCGAGCACACGUGCGCCAGGCUCCCCUCCGACUCCGAUACCACCGAGGCGAGCGAGCACGGCUCACCACCAGACCAGAUCGACGAGUCAUCGCCAUCCUCCUCCUCCGCCUCCUGUCGCCACCGCAGGCAAAGCAAAGCAAGGCAAUGCCGACGGCGGCGGCGGCCUCGUUGUUGCGGGCGGCAAACCGCGGGUAGAAUUAGAUAGGCGCCAAAUCUUGGGGAUGCCCGCCCGCCCCCUCCUAACAUUCUUCACCGUUUCUUGUUUAUAAAAAUCCCCUCUUGGCUCUUCCUCCCCGAUUCUAUAUAUAUUCGCUGCUGCUGUGCGAGGUUGCUCUCGGCCUGUCCUCCUCCCUGUUCUCGCUGUUACCGCUCUUGUUCUUGGCGCCGGUGCUGCUGUUGCUGGAUUGGUCCGCGUUCCGUGCCGGUCGCCGGAGAUGGAGAACGGGCACGCCGGCAGGCACCGGGUGGCUGUCAUCGGCAGCGGCAACUGGGGCAGCGUCGCCUCCCGCCUCCUCGCCUCCAACACCGCCAAGCUGCCCUCCUUCCACGAUGAAGUCAGGAUGUGGGUGUUUGAAGAAACAUUGCCAACAGGCGAGAAGCUAUCUGAAUCCAUUAACCAAGCAAAUGAGAACUGCAAGUACUUACCUGGUAUUAAGCUUGGAACUAAUGUAGUUGCUGACCCCGACUUGGAGAGUGCAGUCAAAGACGCGGAUAUGCUGGUCUUUGUGACUCCCCAUCAAUUUGUGGAGGGUAUAUGUAAGAAGCUUGUGGGCAAACUAAGACCAGGAGUUGAGGCUAUAUCCCUCAUCAAGGGCAUGGAGGUCAAGAUGGAAGGACCAUGCAUGAUAUCAAAACUAAUUACCGAUACACUUGGAAUCAAUUGUUGCGUCCUCAUGGGUGCUAACAUUGCAAAUGAGGCAAGCAUUUUUUUCAACUUCUCAUGCAAAUUUCUUUUAUCCUUCAGAGGCACAAAAGAAUUAAGUGGGUGUGUAUCUCAUAUGCAGAUCGCUGUUGAGAAGUUCAGUGAAGCAACAAUUGGAUAUAGGAAAGAUAAAGAAGCAGCAAACCGAUGGGCUAAACUUUUCACAACUCCUUACUUCCUAGUUUCUGUUGUGGAAGAUAUUGAGGGAGUUGAACUAUGUGGGACACUGAAAAAUGUUGUGGCCAUUGCAGCAGGACUUGUUGAUGGCUUGGAUAUGGGAAACAACACCAAGGCUGCAAUAAUGCGGAUUGGUUUGCGGGAAAUGCGUGCUUUCUCUAAACUUCUGUUCCCUUCAGUCAGAGACAACACUUUCUUUGAGAGCUGCGGUGUGGCUGACCUUAUAACUACGUGCCUUGGUGGGAGAAACAGGAGAGUGGCAGAAGCCUUUGCAAGAAAUGGUGGCAAAAGGUCUUUUGAUGAGCUAGAGGCAGAAAUGUUGCAUGGACAAAAACUCCAGGGGGUAUCCACAGCAAGAGAAGUCUAUGAAGUGUUGACUUAUCACGGAUGGCAGGAACUAUUUCCGCUUUUGUCAACUGUACAUGAGAUCUGUAUUGGACAACUGCCACCUACAUCAAUAGUUGAAUACAGUGAGCAUACGCCCAACCUCUCCUUCGUCGGUGGUUCUACUCCAUGUUACUGAGCUACAUACUGAAAUAUGUAUUGCUGCCUGAGUUCUCACUAUAACGAAACAAGGCGGGGUAUACUAAAUGUAACCUAUCAAAGUGCAUGACCCUAUGAGUCAAGGCUUAUAUAUCUAGUUGGUUGAAACUGCUGUUUGUGAACCUUACUUGGGAAUCAGCAAAUUCCAUGGUGUUCCAUAACAUGGUACUCAAAUGAGAAAGAACACCAGAUGUAACUAUGCUCAAAUUGCUUCAAAAUCAGGAAUUAAUGAGAUUUGAGCUUUGCAUUUU
Hordeum vulgare subsp. vulgare (domesticated barley) is the source of this 2174-nucleotide messenger RNA. RefSeq names its product glycerol-3-phosphate dehydrogenase [NAD(+)]. The record is from RefSeq and is a predicted model, not a curated record. Gene Ontology annotation, biological process: carbohydrate metabolic process; glycerol-3-phosphate catabolic process. The transcript is spliced from 10 exons. Lineage: Eukaryota; Viridiplantae; Streptophyta; Magnoliopsida; Poales; Poaceae. The coding region runs from base 716 to 1903 and encodes 395 amino acids. Gene Ontology annotation, cellular component: cytosol; glycerol-3-phosphate dehydrogenase (FAD) complex. Gene Ontology annotation, molecular function: NAD binding; protein homodimerization activity; glycerol-3-phosphate dehydrogenase [NAD(P)+] activity.